Ascochyta rabiei is the source of this 417-nucleotide messenger RNA. RefSeq lists its product as uncharacterized. The record is from RefSeq and is a predicted model, not a curated record. The transcript has a single exon. NCBI's taxonomy places the organism in Eukaryota, Fungi, Ascomycota, Dothideomycetes, Pleosporales, Didymellaceae. Bases 1 to 417 code for a protein of 138 amino acids.
AUGUUCCGCCUCCAACCCACCCGCUCGCUGGCAUGCGUCGCCCGCACCCAAUUCACUGCGCCCCGCUUCAUGAGCACCUCGCGCUCUCUGUUCGCGCAAAAGGAGACGCAGGACAAGGACUCGAUAAAGACGACCUCCAACGAGUACUCCAAGUCCGGCUCGGACGAUGCAGCAGCACACACCGAUGCUGCUUUCAACCCCAACCAGACUACUCCCGAGGCGGCUGAGGCCUCUGCUGAGAAAGAGGCCGGAGGCCAGGACAACUCGCUCAACGUGAGCCCCGGAAACCCCGAAGUCAGCCAGCCCAACGACCCUGAGAUUGGCGGUGCGAGCCAGGGAACAAAUAAUAAGGCGAGCGGCGCGGGAAGCCCAAACAAGCAGGGUGGUGGAUCAAGUGGCUCAGGAAGUCACAACUAG